Molecule: messenger RNA, 1994 nt
Organism: Pyrus x bretschneideri (Chinese white pear)
Lineage: Eukaryota; Viridiplantae; Streptophyta; Magnoliopsida; Rosales; Rosaceae
Product: bZIP transcription factor 23
Exons: 3
Coding region: 473-1720 (415 amino acids)
Biological process (GO): positive regulation of DNA-templated transcription
Cellular component (GO): nucleus
Molecular function (GO): DNA-binding transcription factor activity
Source: RefSeq, a predicted model, not a curated record
AAAUAAAACCCCGAUUCUGUCUCUCUCUCUCUCCCUCUCUCUCUCCCUCCUUUUUGUUGUUCAUCUUAAUUUAUAAUUUAUAAUUAUUUUUAGUGUUUUUGGACAGUAUGGUUCUUCAAAGUUUCAGUCUUUACUUCUUAGUUCUUGCUGAUAUGUGUUAAGUGUUGUGCUUUUUGAUCUGGGUAUUUUUUUUAUAUUUUACAGAACUUGGAUUUUGUGACGUUUUUUUAGGUGGGUUCUUCAGGAUUUUUGUUAUUUAAUUAAAAAAAAUCUGAGCUUUGGAGUGUGAAUUGAUGAGGGGUAGCUGAGAUUUUGGUCUGUGUUUUUCAAACUCUGGUUUUUUAUGGGUGAAAGUUGACAAUGUUGAGUUCCGUGAGCUGAAGGGAAACUCUGAGUCAUAGGAAAAAACAAGUAAAAAUCUGAAUAUUAUUUUUUUUGGGUCUCUGUUUGUUGGAUCAGAUUUCACAGAAAAAUGGGGACCAACAUGAACUUCAAGGGAUUUGGGAACGAGCCGCCGUUAGCGAGGCAGUCGUCGAUCUAUUCGCUGACGUUUGAGGAGUUGCAGAACACCAUUGGAGGCCCAGGGAAGGAUUUUGGGUCUAUGAACAUGGAUGAGCUUCUGAAGAGCAUAUGGACGGCUGAAGAGACUCAGAUUAUGGCGCCGGCUGGUGGAGCCGCUGGUGGCCAAGACGGGCUUGGCCACGGCGGUGGUGGGUCACUGCAGAGGCAGGGCUCUCUGACCCUGCCCCGGACCCUAAGCCAGAAAACUGUGGAUGAAGUGUGGAAGAACCUUUCAAAAGAAGGAACGGGUGCCGGCGGGUCUAAUAUGCCUCAGAGGCAGCAGACUUUGGGGGAGAUGACUUUGGAGGAGUUUUUGGUAAGAGCUGGGGUUGUGAGAGAAGAUGCACAAAUGGCUCCAAAGCCUAAUGGUGCUGCUUUUUAUGGUGAUUUGUCUCGUUUUGGUAAUUCUGGUAGUUUGGGAUUCGAGUUUCAGCAACUGAAUCGCGGGGUUGGCGUGAUGGGGAAUCGAGUUUCCGAGAACAAUAAUCAUCAGGUUCCGAAUCAGGGUUCAAAUUUGCCAUUGAAUGCUAAUGGGGUUAGAUCAAAUCAGCAUCAGCAACAGCAACAGAUGCCGCAGCAGCAAAUAUUUCCCAAGCAGCAACCUGUGACUUACAACACUUCUCAGUUGCCUAUUGGGCCAAAUACUCAGUUGGGUAGUCCUGGAAUGAGGGGUGGGAUGAUGGGAAUCGGUGAUCAGGGUAUGAAUGGCGCUUUGGCUCCGAGUUCAGGGAUGGGAAUGGUUGGAUUAGGAGUUGCAGGAGCUAUUCGUGUGGCAACGCCUUCACCUGCGAACCAGUUGUCAUCUGAUGGGGUUGGCAAGAGUAAUGGUACUGAUACGUCAUCCGUGUCACCGGUGCCUUAUGUGUUUAAUGGCGGCUUUAGGGGGAGGAAAGGCGGCGGGCCUGUGGAGAAGGUUGUUGAGAGAAGGCAGAGAAGAAUGAUUAAGAACAGAGAAUCAGCUGCCAGGUCCAGAGCUCGCAAGCAGGCUUACACAAUGGAAUUGGAAGCAGAAGUUGCAAAACUGAAGGAGGAGAACCAAGAGCUGCAGAAAAAACAGGCUCAAAUGGCGGAAGUGCAGAAGAAUCAGAACAUGGAGAUUUUAAACCUUCAACGCGGGAAGAAGCGAUGCUUGAGAAGAACGAUGACGGGUCCGUGGUGAGGUGCCAGGAGGGAAGAGGAAUGUGAUUAGAAGGGGUGCUGUAAAUAUUCAAAAGGGACAUGAUGUCUUGUGGUGUAGAUUUUUUGAGAGUUUAGUGUGUGUGCUGGAGAUUUGAGCUUUACGUGUCUAGUUCAUAUUCUUGUCCUCUGAGCAUCAGACCACUUGUGGGAUCUUUGGUUUCUGUUACCUUUUUCCUAUGUUAAUGUUUCAAGAAUUUUAUGUACACGAAAGAAGUGAAAUAAUUAAAACAAUAAGGAAACCAUGAAUGAACGAA